AUGGCCACGUACAAGGAGAGGAAACGGAUUUCAGAAAUGGCCUGGGCAAGGGAUGAAUGGGAGGACGGAGGCAGAAAGUCAGUCAAUAUGAAGCUAUCUGGCUACUACGGCAACCCUGUGAGGAAGUGCAUUUGUGGUGUUGAAGUGGAGCAGAAGGGUCGGGACGGCGCCUGGGAACCAUUUCUUCGACCUGAGAAGAUCAAGCAGACGCCACAUGUACAGCAUAGUCCAGACAGCCAGAUGACACGGUAUUCCACCUCUGCAUUCUCCAGACUAGCCAAAGUAGGGAUCCGACAUCCUCCACCUCUUCCUUUCAUUGGAAACCUGCUCUUUUUUCAAGAGGGCUUUUGGGAAAGCCACACAAAACUCAUAAGGGAGUAUGGACCUGUUUGUGGGUACUACAUUGGUCGCCAGAUGUUUGUGGUGGUCUCCGCUCCAGAGAUGAUCAGGCACAUCUUAGUGACAGACUUCCAUAACUUCACCAACCGAACGAAGCCGAACCUGAUUUCGAAGCCAAUGCUCGACAGCAUCCUUUGUCUUCGUGAUGACAGAUGGAAGUACGUCCGGAGCCUGCUGACCCCAGCCUUUGGCGAGAGCAAACUGAGAGAGAUGAUGCCACUAAUAAACCAGGCCUGUGAUGUUCUGCUGAAUAACUUGAAAGUCUAUGCAGAUUCUGGCAAAGCUUUUGAUAUCCAGAGGUGUUACAAGUGCUUUACCUUGGAUGUUGUCGGUAGCGUGGCUUUUGGUGCUCAAGUGGACUCUCAGAAGAAUCCUGAUGAUCCCUUUGUUAAGAACUGCAGAACGUUCUUUGAAAUGUCUUUGUUUAAGCCUCUCCUAAUUCUAAUCCUUUCUUUCCCAUUUAUAAUGAUCCCAUUGCUCCGCAUUCUGCCAAACAAGAAACAAAAGGAACUGAAUGGAUUUUUUAUACAAAUCAUAAAGGAUGCAAUUGUCUUCAGAGACCAGCAAGAUGCAGCUGAG
This is a messenger RNA of Tinamus guttatus (white-throated tinamou), 978 nucleotides long. The record is from RefSeq and is a predicted model, not a curated record. NCBI's taxonomy places the organism in Eukaryota, Metazoa, Chordata, Aves, Tinamiformes, Tinamidae.